GAUUGUGUAAUCACUUGAUAUAACAUAUCAUUUAUUAUAUGUAUAAUACAGUAGUUUUUAGUAUCAAAUAUGGCGUCCUCUCAGUCACAUCAAUCACAUCCUCACUCCGCUGAUGAAGAACAGAGUCUUCGUGAGUGCGAACAAUACGUCCAAAGACAUAACAUUCAACAGAUCCUUAAAGACUGUAUUGUCCAGCUAUGCGUCGGCAGACCUGAAAAUCCCAUCUCUUUUCUCAGGGAAUACUUCCAAGUCUUGGAAAAAGAAGAAGCAAUUAAAGCCAAGCAGAAAGCGCCCACUUCUCCAGAUAACGAUCGCGACGAAGAGUUGUCACCCGUUCCCACUAUGAAUGCACGUAUCAGGAGGGGUGGCGUGUCUGCUGAGACUUACAAUGAAGAUGAUAUCAAAAAUUAUGUUAAAAAGGUUGUGCCCAAAGACGAUAAGGCAAAAGCAUCUCUUGAGAAAGCGAUGUCUAAAAAUGUAUUAUUCAAGCAUUUGGAUGAUAAUCAAAAAAGUGAUAUAUUUGAUGCAAUGUUUGCUGUGAUUCACAAUCCCGGAGAAACUAUCAUCAAACAGGGGGAUGAAGGCGACAAUUUUUAUGUUAUUGAUGAGGGAAUGGUUGAGGUUUAUGUUAACAAUGUAUGUGUCACAAGCGUAGGAGAGGGAGGUAGUUUCGGUGAAUUGGCGCUUAUUUACGGUACACCACGUGCUGCUACAGUCAAAGCAAAACAUAUAGUCAAACUGUGGGCCAUCGAUAGAGAUACAUAUCGACGAAUUCUUAUGGGAAGUAUUAUUAGGAAACGCAAACUUUAUGAAGAAUUUUUAUCCAAAGUAUCAAUUCUUGAGAGUCUGGAUUAUUACGAGAGAUUAACUGUUGCCGACGCCCUAACACCUGUCCAAUUCAAUGACGGCGCCAUUAUUGUAAAACAAGGAGAACCGGGCGAUGAUUUCUAUGUUAUAGAAGAAGGCACUGCAGUAGUAUUACAGCGGCGUUCAGCUGAUGAACCACAGGUAGAGGUGGGAAGACUCGGCAAAUCUGAUUACUUCGGAGAGAUUGCAUUACUACUGGACAGACCGCGAGCGGCAACUGUUGUGGCUAAAGGACCACUUAAAUGUGUCAAACUAGACAGGGCUCGCUUUGAGAGACUGUUAGGUCCCUGCGCUGACAUAUUGAAGCGCAAUUUAGAGCACUAUAACUCACUUAUUUCACUAUCGGUCUAAUAAUUGAUAUAUAAAUAUAUACUGUAUUUGUUUGAAGUGUCGAACUAUUCGCACAAACAAAAAAAAACAAUAGAAAUACAACUUUUAGGUCUUUUAUUAUUAAUAUUUAAUAUAUAAAUAUAUAAAGCGAUUGAACCUCCAAAACAAACGCCUUUUCUUCUACUAAACGGAUUUUGGAAAUAAUAUAUGAUAUCAUUUGAAUGAUUAAGUCAUCGAUUCAUUUGUGAAUUACGGUAAUGGUUUAAUUUCAUCACUUCAACAAACAAACAAACAAACACUCAAUUUGAGCAAAAAGUAAUGCAAACAAUUAUAUAACAAAAUUUUUACAUUAAAUAAGUUAGUUUUGAAUUUUCUAGUCAUCCAAAUGUCUAAAAUAUU
Messenger RNA from Oppia nitens, 1596 nucleotides. It is a transcript of the gene Pka-R1, whose product is annotated as cAMP-dependent protein kinase regulatory subunit-like. Gene Ontology annotation, cellular component: cAMP-dependent protein kinase complex. The coding region runs from base 70 to 1218 and encodes 382 amino acids. The transcript has 5 exons. The record is from RefSeq and is a predicted model, not a curated record. NCBI's taxonomy places the organism in Eukaryota, Metazoa, Arthropoda, Arachnida, Sarcoptiformes, Oppiidae. Gene Ontology annotation, molecular function: cAMP-dependent protein kinase regulator activity. Gene Ontology annotation, biological process: regulation of protein phosphorylation.